AUGCAAACACUCUUCAAACCAAGCAAUGCAUCAGUAGGCUGUCGCAUUGCUUUUGUUACUAUAUUAGGAAUUCUAUUUUGUUCAACUGGAGUGACAGGUAUAACUUUGUCUAUAAUUGAGUUAUUUCGUGGUCGAUCAAGUUUUGUUCAUUAUGAUGAAAGUCAGGGUGGCUUAAAACUUGAAAAUCCACUCUGGCCAUCAUCAGGUAAAGGCUUUUGGAUUGGUCUAAUAUUGAUAACAACAGGACUUGUUGGUAUAUUAGCAUCUCGAGAAUGGACUCCUCCAGCAAUUGCUGGGUUUACCACAUUGGCUGGUGUAUCAGCUAUUCUAUCAUUCUAUUUAAUGAUUACGUGUAUUUUACCUGUUUAUUAUGAUACAAAAUAUUCUGAUUCAUCGAGACCUAGUUGGCAAUCAGUUGAAUUGACUGUUAAUUCAUUACUGAUUGCUGUCGGAGGAUUUGGUGCUAUCUUAGGUGCAAUAUCAACAUUUAUUGGCAUCUGCUUUGCUGGUUGCUGUGUUAAUCAACGUGAUAUCUAUGGCUAUUCUAAUGAAAUUGAUAGAAUCAAGAUAUUACCAAGAAGAGAACUUCAACAGGAUCUGUUCAGUGCAAGAGUUUGA
Rotaria socialis is the source of this 618-nucleotide messenger RNA. Lineage: Eukaryota; Metazoa; Rotifera; Eurotatoria; Philodinida; Philodinidae. The record is from the annotation of a GenBank genome assembly.